Seriola aureovittata is the source of this 3651-nucleotide messenger RNA. RefSeq names its product reticulon 2b (gene rtn2b). The record is from RefSeq and is a predicted model, not a curated record. The transcript is spliced from 7 exons. NCBI's taxonomy places the organism in Eukaryota, Metazoa, Chordata, Actinopteri, Carangiformes, Carangidae. Bases 107 to 745 code for a protein of 212 amino acids.
AAAUUAGGCCAGCCAGGCCUUAUAUUGCUGACGGAGCUCGGGUGGCCAAAAAAAGCCUGGAGUACAAGCCAACGGAGGAAGCGCAAGGAAGAGGACCGCUGCUGAAAUGGCCACCAAACUUGUGGAUCUGGUGUACUGGCGGAACAUGAGGAGGACCGGUGUGGUGUUCACCGGACUUGUGAUCGGUCUGGCCAGCAUGUUCCAGCUCAGUGCCAUCACCGUGCUCUCCCACAUCUGUCUGGGUGUCAUGUGUGUCACCUUCCCUCUCCGUCUUUACUAUAAGCUGCUGGAGCUGCUGCGCUGGAACCCUGGGCUGCACCCCUUCCAGUCGCAUCUAGAUUAUGACAGCUCUCUGACAGAUAAGGACACUGUGAUGCUGGUGGAGGAGGUGGUGUUGCUGAUUGCAUUUGCAGUUACAGAGAUCAAACGCCUCCUUUUCAUCGACAGCAUGAUCGAGUCUAUUAAGUUUGUUUUGCUCCUGUAUCUGUUGACCUAUGUCGGUCUCCUAACCAACGGACUGACUCUUGUCAUUACUGCUGUCAUCGCUAUUUUCUCCUUUCCAUUGUUGUACAAGAAGCAGCAGGUGCGGAUAAGGAGGAUGGUUAGAGUGAUCAAAGCUUUUGUAAAGAGAAUCAAAAACAUGUUCCUCAGUGUGUAUAAUUUAGUGAGACCCUCUGCUGCCCCUGCCCCAAAACCUGCACCUGCGGCUGCAGCUGCCGCCAAACAGAAAACCAAGUCAAAAUAACUUGUUUUGUUGCCUGUUGAACGUACCGAGGAUUUGAGAUUUGGGAAAAAUGUUGGAAUGGUACAUCCUCUGUGGGGCCGCUGGAGGAGAAGCUCUCUUCCAUUUCUGCACUGCCAUGUUUGUUUAUGGGAGCAAGGUUUAAUCAAUCCUGACAGCUGAAACAAAGCUGCCAUUCACUCAAGGACAGGAAGGGGAAAUGUAUGAGGAAAGGAAUUUUAUUUACAGAGAUGCUUUGCUGGCAGGGUUUAGUAUAACCAGUUCACACAGUCAUACCCAAGCAGGGACAGCACAGAAUAUCACCUUUUUUUUUCCUUUGAUAUCAUGUCUUUUUAACAUAACUAGUGAGCACUGUGUUCCUGUUGAGCUGCAAAAUUAUUCAUAACGAAGCAACGAAGCAUUACUGCUGCUUUCAUUAUUUAGCAUAAUUUAUUUUUAGUUGAAUAGAAAAAAACUGACAUAAGCAUCACCUGCCGUUGAUUAACAUGAACAGUUUAUUACCUGCUGUUGAAGUACGCACAACUUUCUCAGCAGCAACUGCUUACAACUUUCAUGAGACUUACUGUCCUCUGCACUUCAUGCAAACUGCAUCAGACUUCCAGUUUAGUGGCAGGAACCUCAGCUGUCCUGCACUGACUCCAACUCAAUUUGAAAUCAUUAACGGCACAAAAAUAUGUUGCUUUCUGGCACAAACAGAAGCAGCUUUUUACUUUGCAGGUAACAGCAGGUAACAGCCGCCUGCUGUGGCCCAAAACUGUCAAGCUAUGCAGCAGAAAACUGAAACAAUGAGCUGAAAGAUGCUAAAAUGCUCAAUAGUGCUGAGUCAAACUGCAGAGUUGGGUGAUAACUCUCAUAGUCUUAGAAUACUUUGUUAAUAUAAAAAUUAUAUGUAUUAUAUUAUUUAUCAAGUGCAUUAAGACUGUCAGUGUAUUUCUCUCUUAUUUGUCAAGUUGCUCUUUCAACGACACGAAAUGCCACUAGGUUAUUAUGUUCAGCUACAUUUGUUCUCAUCGUUCACCUUUAGUUUUACUCUUACAUAACUAUGUCUAACUACAUAACUAUUACUGUCUCAUUGGGGAUACACCACCUCCACCCUGUUUCAGUUGCAUAACUGUGUGAACAAGCUGCACCAUAAACUGCCAUCAGAGGACGUUUCAAUAGGUAAAACUGCAGAUUUUAUUUUUCUAAAAUAUGUAUCGUCAUCAGACAUUAGACAAAAAGCCAGGAAAUCAGUGGGUCACUAGACUCUUCUUUCAAGGCCGUGUCUUGCUUCCAAAAACAAAUGAACAAAUUAAGCAACCUCACAAAAUGGUGCUGACAGCUUGAGAAGAGAGGAGUGCUUGAGGGGCAGUUUGACAAGGAGUUGAAGGCCACUGGUAAAUACAAAAUCCACUUUAGGAAGACAUUCAAUUACUCAGACCACUUACAAUGUAGUUUCACUUGUUUCAAGAAUGUUUGGGAAAGGCUCGAAAUCCAUAAAAGAAUAAUGCAUUGAGAAAAUUAUGUUUAACUCCAAAAGUCUCUUUUUGAUAGUUUGUCAGUCCAUAAUUCAACAGCUAUUCGCUUGCACAACUCCAAAUCAACAUUUUGCAAAUCAACCAAACAAUGUGAGAAUGUCGUCAUAGGUUAAUGAUGAACCUUUGUUUUUACUGUAACUCAAUACACUUCAGUUGUGACCUGAUGUGGAGAGUUGCACUUGUCCCUGUAACUUGCUAUUGGCUAUUUGGACAUUUAAACUUCACCUGAUUUCUCUCCAGCCUCCAGUUGAUAAAUUAUCGCCCCUGCAAACUGUGACAACAGCUGAAAGACUUACAAACGGCUAUGGACAGAUGAGAGUUGGAUGUGUGCCAGUUUGAUAAAUCUUCCAGUACUUUACACAAUCAUGAAUAGAUAAUGACAGAAGUUUCAAUAUUGGGUCAAAUGUUCCUUUACCCUAAGAAAUGUAUGGUUUUAGCUGCCAAACCUGAGCCAUUAAACUGCAAGCAGUUAUUUCAGUACAGCAGUGUAGCCACCAAGCUACUGUUAGCAUGUCGGAGUAUUGUCGGUGACCGUGCCGUGCUCUCUAGUGGUUGUUGUUUCAGAACUUAAAAUGAAGCUGCGCUCAUACUAACAUGUCUUAGUGAGCUUAUUUACUUAUUUACUGUAAUUUCACAUUAUGAUCCCAGGUUUAAGCAGCAUUUGGACCCCUGCUGAUAUCACAAAGAGGGCUUUAGUAGUUUCAGUACGUCAUCAAAAAAUAAAAGGGUCAGUGCACAUAUUAUGAAAAAAAAUGAAGCAAAAAAAACAUUGUCUUAUUCAAUCAAAAUUAUCUGCAGAUGAUUUUGUUUUAAUUUGCAGAGAAAACACUUCAACAGUUUUUGUUAUUAGGAAGAAAUAGUCCCUUAGAAAAAAAAAGUCUUAAGAUUAUCCAAAGGAACAGUUUCUGAUUAAAGACAUUGCUGUUGAAUCGUGUACAUGUUAAAAGCUCCACAAACAAAAUCCCAUUCACCUCCAUUGUAUAGGGGUGGCAGCAGAUCGACAUUGCAGUAACUAGGAGCAUAAAACCAAAACUACCUGCAUCACUACUACUAAAAGAAAAAGUGAAAAAAUGUAAUUUGGGUGAACUGACCCUUUAACCAAUGCAACCGUUUACUGUAGUACCAGCUCACAUUAUAGUAGUAGUAUCAGUGCAAUAUUAGUUUUACUACCGACUUUUGGCUGUUGAAUUGAAUCUUUGUGAUCUUAAUACAACUGUCAAAUGUGCAACAAACUAAAAGCGUAAUUGUGGUCUUAAAAAAUGGUCUGUUAUAGUUGUCACUGUUACCUUUUGUUUUUGAUUUACUUAUUUCUAUAGGUAUUUCCUAUUUUUUUAUUGUCCUUUUCCUAUUCUUAUGUUGAUCCCCAAUAAAAUGAUUAUUUUCAAAAAUGAA